CCUUCACAAAAGACUAGAGGAGGGUAACUUGGAUCCAAAAGAACUCAUCGUUGCGAAAGCUGGACAGAAGAAAGACUUCCCUAAUGGUAUCAUCGAAUGUGGUGCAGAUGCUCUCCGAUUCGCUCUUGUAUCUUGCACUGCUCAGGUUCAUGCUUCCGGUUAUUAAUAUGUUUAUUUAGUGCUCGUCAACUUUCUGCUGCUUUCAUUGAUGUUGUUUCCCUCUUUUUCAGUCCGAUAAAAUAAAUUUGGACAUUCAAAGAGUUGUUGGAUAUCGUCCAUGGUGUAACAAAUUGUGGAAUGCUGUUCGAUUUGCUAUGAGCAAACUUGAAAUUGGUUAUGCCCUUCCACUGGCUCUAAGUAUGGAAACAAUGCCUUUUAGCUGCAAGUGGAUACUCUCGGUACUUAACAAAGCUGUAUCCAAAACAGUUUCAGCAAUGAAUUCAUGAGUUUUCAGAUGCUGCCAGCACAGUGUAUUCGUGGUGGAAAUAUCAGUUGUGUGCUGUUUUCAUUGAAGCAAUCAAACCUUACUUUACUGGCAAUGAUCCAGCAUAUGCCUCUGCAAAGAAUUCUGCAAAAGAUUGUCUUUGGGUGUGUUUGGACAAUGGCCUGCGAUUGUUCAUCCAUUUAUGCCAUUUAUUACUGAGGAACUGUGGCAAUGCCUUCCUCCAGCUGGAGAGCAUACCAGAAAAGAGUCUAUUAUGAUAUCUGAAUAUCCAUCAACUGUAGAAGCCUGGACAAAUGAGAGGUUGGAAUAUGAAAUGGACCUUGUUGAGGCCACUGUGAAGUGUAUAAGAUCUCUGCGGGCUGAGGUGCUUGGUAACCCAAAAAAUGAAAGACUACCGGUGUUUGCAUUUUGUCAAAGUGAUGCAGUAGCAGAAACUAUUGCUAGCCAUGAAUUGGAGAUUUCAACUCUUGCUACUUUAUCAUCCUUCCAGGAGGAGAGCUUGAGAAGAUCAGAAAUAAAAUGGAUGAUAUACAAAAGCAAUGGGACAAGUUGGAUAAGAUGGUUAAUGCUGCAGGCUAUAAAGAAAAAGUACCAUAUCAUUUUCAGGAGGAGAAUGCUGAAAAGCUGGCGAAACUACUUCAAGAGAUGGAAUUCUUUAAAAAAGAGAGCUCCCGGCUUGAAGCUGUGAUUAGAACCGAGGGUAAAUAGAAUUAAAGAUUCAAACCUGUUGACCUCAUAGAUCAAUUAAAAUAGGUGAACAGAGCUAGAAAGAGAAAGGCAGGGGAGCAAAUGAGGGAAGUCUGAAGGGGACAAAAGCUGACGGAGGUUUUGAGGAAUAAUAAAGAUCAGGUGGUGGUUUCUUUUAUGCCCAUUCAGCAGUACCCAUUCAUUUUUGUUAUAUUUUUGAGCUAGAGUGGAUGCUAUAACUUAAGUUAUUAAUUUUAUGUGUAGGUAAUACAUUUAAGAUUUCACUUUUCCAAAAUGAGAAAGGGGCAGAAACUUGUCA
Hevea brasiliensis (rubber tree) is the source of this 1451-nucleotide messenger RNA. RefSeq names its product valine--tRNA ligase, mitochondrial 1. Gene Ontology annotation, biological process: valyl-tRNA aminoacylation. NCBI's taxonomy places the organism in Eukaryota, Viridiplantae, Streptophyta, Magnoliopsida, Malpighiales, Euphorbiaceae. Bases 627 to 1133 code for a protein of 168 amino acids. The transcript is spliced from 7 exons. Gene Ontology annotation, cellular component: cytosol. The record is from RefSeq and is a predicted model, not a curated record. Gene Ontology annotation, molecular function: valine-tRNA ligase activity; ATP binding.